GCAGGGCAAGGUGGCCACAGUUGCCAAGGCUCCCUGAUGAGGUCAGGGGCCUUUUCUCCAGUUUAUCCCCCGCCAGUGCACUGCGGCACUGUGGAUCGCGAACUGCAGCACUGUGGAUCACCUCGAUAUUGUAUGCCAUGUCCUUAAUGCAUGUCAUGACAUCUCUGGACUUUCACUUCGUCACCCCAGGACUUCUCCUCAUCGGACAAGUUUUGCUGGUCCUGAACCAGGCAAUGGAUGCCCUUUCUGAGUUCGGUCAGAACCCAAUUCAGUUAACUUCAGAGCCUUGGGUGCCGACCAAGCUCUGGUCUUGGCACCCCUCUGAUCAUCCGCCCAAAUCCCCACAAACUCAUAAAUCCCAGGCAGGAGCAGGGGGCUUUGAUUACCUGGGGUCCUCUGCUCCCUCCCAGAUGUUCUCCCCACCCCGGGAGUUGACGGACAGUUUUCUUUCAUUCCAAGAUACGGAUACCUCUACGCAGCCGCACCCAGAGUCAGCCCAGUUCACUGUUCCAAAUCAGCAUCCGAUCUACAAAAUGACUCCACCUGGGAAGCUGCCAGAGAACAUUUUAAAGCUAAAUGGGGAUCAAAAUCAGUCUCCACAGUUCAAAAGUAUUUCCAGUCUGGAUGAGGCUGCAGAUAAUCAGUUAUAUGAAAUACUUGUUCCACCGCAAGAUAGUGAGAGUUUGAAAGUGACAAAGUUCAUAGCUUCGCCCCAGAACUUGAAGAAAGGUCUAGCUCAGCACAGGAAACUCGCUAAGGUGGUUGCCGGAACUACAAACCAAUUUGCAAAACCUGAACUCCAGGAAGAAAAUAUGGAGGAUGAUUAUGAGGAUACAAGUAUAAAUGAAACUUAUUCUGACAGCUUACCUCUGCAAUCCCAGGGAAACAGAAAGGAGCCACCAGUACCUUCUGAGCAGGUUGAACCUCCUGAAUACCAACUGGAGGUACAAUCUCAAAAUUUAGAGAAUCUUGGUUUGGUCCAAGAAGGCCCAGAUCAUCUCCCACUGCUCUCUGAGGAAGAAGAACAGAAGGGGGCUCAUCAGUUCGCUCAUGAGGGGGCUGCAGUAGUAGAGCAGCCUGAAAUAAAUGUUCCAUCUCCAGAUAGAAAUGAAGCCCAGCACUCAAACUUGCCAAAUGUCACAGUGAAUCCUAUGGAUAUGGAGGUUACAGUGAGUUCAGAAGCAGAUAAGGACACACAACAUACUUUGAGCCAGCAGCAGGCCCAGGGCCAUCUUUCAGAGGAGGUAGGACCUUCAUUAGUCCAAGAGGUCCCAGUCCAGCUUUCAGAGGGUUCUGAGGAGGUAGCAUUAACCCAACAAGAGUCUGCAGCCCCAACUUCAGAGCUCUCUGAGGAGUUAGAACCUUCGUUAACCCAACAAGAGACUGCAGCUCCAAACCCAGAGCUCUCUGCAGAGUUGGAACCUUCAUCACACCAGCAAGGGUCCUUAGCUCCAACUCCAGAGCUCUCUGAGGAGCUGGAACCUUCAUCAACCCAACAAGAGGCUCCAGCAGAGAUUUUAGAGAUUCCUGAAGACCUUGAAACUUCUGGUAGCCAGCUAGAAGUUCUGGCUCUACCUACAAAGCCCUAUGAAGUCAAUGCUCCAGUUGAGCAAGAGGCCACAGUUCCAACUCCAGAAUCCUCCAUACAGAAUUUAAUUGAAACUCCAGCAGCAACAACUCCACGUCCCAGUCAGGAUCAAGUUCACCAUUAUGCUUUGCCCACAAUUACGGUCAAACCUGUGGAUGUGGAACUUACAAUAACUUCUGAACCUUUUAAGGAGAUUGAGAUGUCUCCAGUUCAGGAGACUUCAACUCAAACUCCAGGUCCUCUUGUGCAAGCUGAACAUUUUCCUAGCCUGGAGCAGCAGCCAGCUGAACUUGAUGAAACUCCCGGGAAGGAUGAAUCAUCUGAAAGUAGUCUGGAAUCCCAAAUUCAACCUCUGGAGGAAUCAGAGGAAGAGGAAGAGGAAGAGGAAGAGGAAGAGGAGCCUUCUUCAAUCCAGCAGGAUGUCCCAUCACAACAUCCAGGCCCUCUUCUGGAGGAUGAGUCUUCUGUCGAACUAGAGCAGCCAGCUCAAACUUCUGAGUCUCAUGAGGAGGUAGGAUUAGGUCCUGGAAACCAGCCAGAAGCCUUAGUUACACCUGCAGAGCUCCCCGAACAAGGCUCGCCCCCAAUUGAACAAGCGGCCCCACUUCAUGCUGCACAAUCUGCUAUUGAGAAUAUACUUGAAACUCCACCAACUCACCUAGUGACAGUCCAGCCAACUCAGAAUAAAGAGCACCAUUAUCACUUGACACAUGUUACAGUUAGACCUGUGGAUGUGGCACUUACCAUAACUUCAGAGCCUACCAAGGAGAUGGAAUCUGCUCUGGCCCAGCAGGAGUCCCCGAUACAUCAUCCAGAGUAUACUGGAGUGGAGGCACCUCUCCUCAAGGUGACAGUUCCAACACCACAUCAGGAUCAAACUGAAUAUUCAACAAUGCCUGUUGCCUCAUUUCAGUCUUUGGACCUGGAACUCACCAUAAGUUCAGAGCCUACUAGAGAGACUCAGCCACCUACACCCACACAGGAGACUACUACAGUUCCUCCUCCAAAGGAUCCCCACCCAACAGAAUUCACAGUUCAAUCUUUGGAUCUGGAACUUACCAUAACUCCACAACCUACUCCUGAGGGAGAACUUCCUCAAACUAUUCCAGAGACCACAACUCAUCCUACAGAACCACCUACAGAACUUGUAGCUCCAUCCCCAAUAUAUCAAGAGGUAAGAAUUCCAACACCAGGUCAGUAUCAAGCUGAGUAUCAAACAAUGCCUGUUGUCUCAUUUCAGCCUUUGGAUCUAGAAUUCACCAUAAGUUCAGAACCUACUAGAGAGACUCAACCUCCUACAACCACACAGGAAACUACAGUUCCUCCUCCAAAGCCUUUGGAUCUGGAACUUACCAUAACUCAUCAACCAACUCCUGAGGAACUUCCUCAAACUACACAAGAGAUCACAACUCAUCUGACAGAACCACUUACAGAAGUUGUAACUCCAGCCCCGCUAUAUCAGGAGGUGGUAGUUCCAACACCAGGUCAGUAUCAAGCUGAGUAUCAAACAAUGCCUGUUGCCUCAUUUCAGCCUUUGGACCUAGAACUCACCAUAAGUUCAGAACCUACAAGAGAGACUCAGCCACCUACAACCACAAAGGAAACUACAGUUCCUCCUCCAAAGCCUUUGGAUCUGGAACUUACCAUAACUCAUCAACCGACUCCAGAAGAACUUCCUCAAACUACACCAGAAAGCACAACUCAUCUUACAGAACCACUUACAGAAGUUGUAACUCCAGCCCCAAUAUAUCAGGAAGUGACAGUUCCAACACCACAUCAAGAACAAGUUGUCACAUUCCAGUCUUUGGACCUAGAAUUCACUAUAAGUUCAGAGCCUACCAGAGAGGUUUACCAUUUUACAACCCCAAAGGAAACUAUCAUUCCCCCUCCAAAGCCCCCUCAGAUGACACUACCACAACAAGUUCCCAUCCAGCAUCCAAACCCAAGUGAAGUUACAGUUCAAUCUUUUGAUCUAGAACUUACCAUAACACCACAACCUACUCCUGAGGAAGAACUUCCUCAAAUUGUGCCAGAGACCACAACCCAGAGUACAGAACCACCUACAGAAGUUGUAGCUCCACCUUUGGACCUAGAACUCACCAUAAGUUCAGAACCUACUAGAGAGACUCAGCCACCUACAACCACAACAACAACCACAACAACCACAACAACCACAACCACAACAACCACAAAGGAGACUACUACAGUUCCUCCUACAAAGCCCCCUCAGGUGACACUUCCAGAACAGGUUCCCAUUCAGCAUCCAAACUCAACUGAAGUCACAGUUCAACCUUUGUAUCUGGAACUUACCAUAACUACACAAUAUACUACUGAGGGAGAACUUUCUCAAACUAUGCAGGAGACUACAACUCAACCCACAGAUCCAACUAAAGAGGUUGUCACUCCAGCCCCAGUAAACCCAGAGGUGACAACUUCAGCACCACCAAGUCAGGAUCCAACUGAGUCUCCAACUACAGUUGCUCUUCUACAGUACCAUCAGACAACACUUCCAGAACAAGUUCAUAUUCAGCAUCCAAAUCUAACUGAAGUUACAGUUCAACCUUUGGAUAUGGAACUUACUAUAACUCCAAGUUCCCAUAUGGAUGUUGAAUCUUCUCCAAGCACACAGGAAAUCCUUCCUGAGCCUGAACAGUCACAUGAGGAGAUUGCAGGUCAAGCUCCAGUAUUUUAUGAAAUACCACCAAUUCAGGAUCAAACUCAGCAUCCAAUUCCUUCUGAAUCUACAGAGCAUUAUGAGACAACAGCUGGAACAUCAGUUCAAGAUCAAGGUCAUCCCCCAAACUCAGAAACAUUAGAGGCUGAAGUCCCGACAACUACUCCAUCAUAUCCUAAGGUGAUACUUCCACCUACAGAACAGGUUCAGAUUCAGCAAGUCCCAAGUGAAGUCACACUUCAACCUAUGGAUAUGGAUUUUACCAUAACUCCAUAUGCAGAAAAAGAGUUAAUUAUCCAAAUGAAAAAAAAUGCCUCCACAAGCGCCAACUUGUGUGACUUUUGCUCGUGUGAAAAUGAGACACUAUUGUGUAUUCAUCUGAGCCCAAAGCGGAAACUUCACCAAGUGCCUGUGCUAAGGCCCAACACCUACAAAGGCACCUUAACUGUUUUGAAUUUCCAAGGAAAUGCUAUUUCUUACAUUGACAAAAAUAUAUGGAGAGCAUACCGGUGGACUGAGAAACUAAUUCUCAGUGAAAAUCUCCUGACUGAAUUACAUAAGGACUCAUUUGAAGGCCUGCUAUCCCUCCAGGUUUUGGAUUUAUCUUGCAAUAAAAUACGUUAUAUUGAAAGAAGGACAUUUGAGUCAUUACCUUUUUUGAAGUAUAUGAACCUUGGGUGCAAUUUACUCGUUGAGCUGAGCUUUGGAACAUUUCAAGCAUGGCAUGGAAUGCAGUUUUUACAGAAGUUAAUUCUCAGCCGAAACCCUCUGACAGUUGUUGAAGACCCUUAUCUUUAUAAAUUGCCAGCAUUGAAGUAUCUAGACCUGGGAACAACACAAGUACCACUGACGACGCUUGAGAACAUUCUCAUGAUGACUCUGGAACUGGAGCAUCUAAUCUUACCUAGCCACAUGACCUGCUGCCUCUGCAAAUAUAAAAGUGAUAUUGAGGUUGUCUGCAAGACAAUCAAACUGCGUUGUCAUGCUGGAUGUCUGACAAACACCACACAUUGUCUUGAAGCAUCUAUAGGGGACCCAGAAGGAGCAUUCAUGAAGGUGUUGCAGGCCCGGAAGGAGAACACCAGCACUGAGCUUACUAUUGAACAGGAAAAGAGCUAUUCAGAAAAAGAUGAUCUUAGCUCUUCAGGCUUCAUGAAUGAACAACUCGACUUUAACGAUGAAAGUGAUGUUAUUAGUGCCCUAAAUUACAUACUGCCAUAUUUCUCAGAGGGAAAUCUGGAAGAUGUAGUAUCAACAUUGUUACCAUUCAUUAAACUGCUGUUUUCUAAUAUACAAAAUGCAGAUAAUUCACUGGGAUCCUACAAAAAUGAUUCAAGGAACAUUUCUCUUAAUCCUGCACCAAAGUCGAAGAAGUUGGCUUACAAAAAUAAACUGAAUAAGCUUUAUUUUCUAGAGAAUUUGUUAGAUGCAGAAAUUGAUGAGGUUAGGAAGAAAGAGAAGACUGCCAUGCUUAUGCAGGGGUCUAGCCGCCUGAGUCCCAAAUUUAAAUGGCGAAUAUUUGAAAAGAGAUGGGAACCUGCCCAUGGAGAGGAAAACAGUCUUGCAGAGAUUGAGAGGGCAGAGAAAAGGCUCCACAGGAUGGACAGAGUGCUCAAGGGGACAGGAAGCAUACAGAAAAGGCACUUCCUUGACGUGCAUGACAAGAGCCUGUGGAGUAAGCAGAGCGUCCAGACACCUGUGGAGAACAUCACCAUAGAUGGGCAGCUCGGGAGCCCACCCACAGCGGAGCUGCAGCAGCUCAGUCUGGUGCAGAAGCCCAGGAAGUUAGUGGGAAAUUCCUUCCACUCAGAGCUGGUGCUCCCAAAGGAGCCCAGGGAGGCAGUGUCUUCUUCCCCAGAACCGGCCCUGGUGGACAAAUCUCCCACUACAGAUUCGCUACCCGAGUUCAUAGACAGACGAAAAGACUUGUCCUACACCAUUUAUGUUUUGGAAAGUGCAAAUGCCAAUGUGAAAAAAAUGAAGGAGUCUAACCCUAGUUUACAGCCUGAAAAGAGACAUGGAAACCUUAGGAAGAAAAAAUCUCAUUUCCAGUUGAUUGCAAAGAAUCCAGCAUCCUCUGCAGUAAGGAACCUGGUAAAUUCCCCUGCACGAGGGGUCUUUUCAUCUUCAAGAGACCUGAGUUUUUCAGAAAAACCUUUUUCAGAAUUAUAUGAUGCUUCAGAACUUUCUACAGAAAAACCUCUUGAAGAAAACCAGGCUACAACAGAUAACAGUGAAGAAAACCUCCUCAAACCAACUAUGAUUGUACCUGAAGAAACUGCAUCAGAGAAUACACCCCCUGAGAAUCUUCAUGUAGAGUCUAAUGUACUUCCAUCAGAUUUAAUUCCAACUCUUCAUCAAACCAGGGAUCCACAUUUAGACUUCGACUUGGAAUCUCACUCACAUGACCAUUUCAAAGAACUUACUUACCCAUUGCUGAUGUCACCGGGUGAACACUUUGAAUCUCAUCUAAACCAGCAGCUGCGGCCCCUCAUCCCCAACAACAACGUGAGAAGGCUUAUUUCUCACGUUAUCAGGACUUUGAAGAUGGACUGCUCUGAUCCCCAUGUGCAACUGUCCUGUGCCAAGCUCAUCUCCAGAACAGGCCUCCUGAUGAAGCUUCUCAGUGAGCAACAAGAAUUCAAGUUGUCCAGGACCGACUGGGAUACAGACCAGUGGAGAACUGAGAACUACAUCAAUGAGAGCACAGAAGCCCAAGGUGAACAGAAGGGUCUGGAACCAAGUCAGCUCACAAAAGAAGUUCCAGGAUACGGCUACAACAACAAAGUCAUCUUGGCAAUAUCUGUAACUGUAGUAGUGACAGUUUUGAUUAUCAUUUUCUGUCUCAUUGAGGUUUAUUCUCACAGAGCAGCAAGAGAGGGAGAUGAAGAAAAGUCCGCAGGGUAAAUACAAGAUUAGCAAUCCUUCCAGGAGAACCUGAGAGAUAGCAGAGAGCUUGGGCCUCAUUGGGGAAACUCAGGAAGAAUGGUAUUUCCCCUAAUGUCUUGCCUGGUUCCCCAAAGAGGCAUGUGUACCCAGGCCUAGC
Molecule: messenger RNA, 7308 nt
Organism: Phodopus roborovskii (desert hamster)
Lineage: Eukaryota; Metazoa; Chordata; Mammalia; Rodentia; Cricetidae
Product: leucine-rich repeat-containing protein 37A3
Exons: 14
Coding region: 138-7169 (2343 amino acids)
Molecular function (GO): protein binding
Source: RefSeq, a predicted model, not a curated record